Molecule: messenger RNA, 6304 nt
Organism: Schistosoma rodhaini
Lineage: Eukaryota; Metazoa; Platyhelminthes; Trematoda; Strigeidida; Schistosomatidae
Source: the annotation of a GenBank genome assembly
UAAUAAUAAUAAUUUAUUUAUUAAACACAUACUUUCAAUGCUACUAAAAUCAUUUAAUUAAGUAGUAUUUGUUAUAAUAAACAUGAUAUCAUGUUAAUAUUGUUUGAUUUAACAAUAUAUAUGAACAAAAUUGUAACUAUACUCUUUUGUAUGUUUCUAAUUGUUCUAGAAGAAUCUAAUCAAAAUUUAGUGGAUAUAAAUGAUUAUGUAAACAUUUCAUUAUAUCAAUUUCAUUAUAAUUUGAAUAAAGGAAAAAAUUCUAAUUCUAGAAUUAAACGUCAAAUUGAUCCAUCUAUACCAAUUGUAACAUCAAAUAAUUUAAUCUAUUCAGCUGAAUUAAGAAUUAUUGCUAGUGCUGUAUGUAAAUCACAUUGUUUACAAAGAUGUACAGAAAAAUUAAUGAAGGAUUCUAUUAAAGAUAAUAUGAUCGAAGAGAUUGUGAAUAAUUUGAUAAAAUCACCAGUUCAACUUCGUGAUAAAUGUAGUCAACUAUCUCCUGGAUUUUUGUAUUAUGAUGAAUGUGAACAGGCUUGCGAUUCAGACCGCUUUUAUAGUGACUGCAUAAAAAUGUGCGAGUCUGGUGAUUCACCUAGUGGAUGGUCAUGUCUUACUGGUUGCCGAUCCUUAGAUGCAGCACUGAAGAGACGCUCUGGUGAUUGUCCCGAGCAGAUUGGCCUUGCAAUUCAUCGCAUACCAAAUUUAGUAUCUGCUAAAAACGAUGUUCAAAUUUAUCCAUCACACGAGUCUCCCGAUUCUUCACAGCCUAAUUUGGACAAACCUAUCUCUUUAACUGGCAAUGAAAACGGUUUAAAAACCAAUAUGCUGGAGAAUUCUUGGUUUACACAUCAUAGUGCAAUUAAUGAAAUAACCAGCUGCACAGUUGAUGCUGAAUGUCCACAAAAGCAAGAUAAGUGUUGCCAAUCACAAUGCAAACAAGCCUUAUUUAAUAAAGCCAUCUUGCCCCCGGUUCCAACAGUACGUAUUUUGGAAGAAAAACAUCCACCAUCGUUUCUUGUUUCUUGGAAUAAUAACGAAAUAGGAGUCAGUAACCUUAGCUUACCAACUGUGUACGUUCUACAAGUUAAAUCCUAUUUUGGCCCGGAAUUUGAUAACCGCAUGUCGAGUCCCUGGAAAACAUUAGUUGUGUCUACAUUAAAAGGUGCCCAACUAAGUGAUCCUGCUGUUGGUUGGUGGUACCAGUUUCAAGUGGCAGCAGUAAAUCAGUGGGGUUCUCUUGGUUUUGACACUCCAUCUCCACCUGUACAAUUGACAACUCUUCAACCUAGCCCUCCAUCACCUCCAAGAGACUUGGCCGACGAAUUGUUAACAUUACAAGCUAACGGAAAAAUUAGAGUUCAGAUUCAUUGGAACAGUCCAGCAACUACGGUAUUACCAGUCACUGAGUACAGGGUUUCUUGGGGUCCUGAUUCUGCAAAUAUAGGUAACAAUCAUGAAUUCACUGAGUAUCCUACUCAAUUUGUACAUACUGUUCCAUCCUCUCAGACAAAUUAUCAGCUGACAAAUCUUCAUCCUGGAGUACUGUAUAGAAUUCAGGUGAUUGCAAUGAGUGAAUGGGGUUCAACACAACUUAGAUCACAGCCAAAUACUUUAUUCAUUCAUACUCCAAAUGUAGAUUCAAUUCAAGAUCAAAGAGAUGAUACUCUAACUGCCAACUUUAAAACAUUUGAUGUAAACACUGUACAAUAUCUAAAAAACAAGAAGUAUUUGAAUCAUUAUGAUGAGUCAUACUCUGAAGAUCACCUUAACCACAACUCAGGUAAACCGGAUGUCUCUUUUGUUUGUAAUGGAACAAGCAAAAGUUUAGUAUUUAAAAGUUCAUUAACAUCUGAUUCAUCAGUUAAUCAUAUAAAUCUUAAAACUACAGAGCUAUCAAUGGAAACUGAUGUAGCUGUCUUUGAUGGACAUGGUUUAAUAACUGAACUCAAAAUAUAUGAAUAUGAAUUAAAACAAACAUCUAAAACGGAGUUAAAUCAACAAACAAUGAAUUCACGUCCGUUAAUUGUUCGUUGGAUACCACAAGUUUGUAUUGAAACUGUCAUUGUGACUGGUAAUAAUAUAGAUGAAACGAAUUCAUUUCAAUCAGAAGCUUUAAUAGCCAAUAGUAUUGAUCAAUUUACUAAACCUUCAUAUUCUCAAAUUGAAAAUGCAGGAUGGAAUAAAGAAUCACUGAAUUCAAAUGAAAAAUAUAUUUUAUUAAAUCCAAUAAAACAUGGAAUUAACCAUCAUAUUGAUGGUAAAAAAUUCAAAAAGCCCAUUUUAAGACAUGCAACAUUACAGUUAACGAAUCUUAACUUUAAUUGUCGUUAUCUAAUUGAAUUGUUGUCUGAUAAACAAGAAUCAUCUAAACGACCGGAUAAAAAAAUUCAUCCUGUCUAUACAUCUGGGUAUAAUGUUGAACUUUCUGCAUGGUUAUGCACACCAGCAUGUUCUACAGUUAAAUUAGCUUCAUGGAUUAAAAAGCCAAAGUGUCUAGGUACUACACAAGUUUUAGAUAUUAUAACGGAACCAAAAAAUGUAUCAUAUAAGCAAAUAUCUGUAACGCCAACGAUCAGUUAUAAUAUAUCUUGGAAGUCAGGUUCGCUUAUAUCAAGAUCUGGAAGUUAUCAACACUCAACUUCUCAAGAAAUCUACAAUGGGAAGACAAGUAAAGUUAUUUUCCCAGUACACCACAGGUGAGAUUUUCGAGAGGUUUUUUGGCUAAAACGCUUAGGUUUUGUUUAUUUACAUAACACAUAGAUUAUUCUUAAUCUAAAGUAAAUUUCAAUAUACACAUAGAAUUCAUUUCGUGUUGUUUGUUUGAAUCUUCCCUUUGAUCUUUAGAACUGCAAUUGAUCAGUUUCUUAUAUGCACACUGUUCGGAUUGCAUUGAUAUCGCUUUAAGUCACGAGCGUUAUAAGCAGAAAUGAAUGAUGGCUAGCAGUGGAAUACAGGAAUCGCGUUACGUCUUAUUAGGGACUCGUCAGCUGGAUAUACGUGCAUCCCACAGUUGAUGUCCACUUCAUGACUCAAACCCAGUGUCGUUCGCUUCAGACGACAUCGUGUUGUUCACUCAGCUACUGAGUCCUGAUAACCACUAGCUUGUGUAGUGGGAUGAUGUUUUAAUUCAUUUUCAAUUGUUUGUUUGAAUCUUCCGCGGAGGAUGCAUAUAUGCCAAUAAAAGACUGAUCAAUUGUACUCUUAGAAUGUUUAAAUGAAACCAAGAACUUUUACAUAAUUUAGAAUCACUUUUGAUUUCAUUUCGAUGAUCAAUAUAUACUAAACGAUUGUAAAUAAAUGUUUCUAUUCAGAAAGUUUUUACUAUCGUUCUUUUUAUUAGUAAUACAGUGGUACGUCAUAUAUCUUUGGCUAUUAUUUUACACCAUGGAAAAGAUUACGCUAUAAUUCUAUGCUUUAUAUCAAUAUUUAAAAUACUUUAUUGAACGGGUUUCGUUGCGAACACUUCUGUUUUUCACAUAUCUAUUUUAUUUGAUUCAUUUCUCUCAUAAUUUAUAUAGGUAAUUAGUGAUUAUCAUUAAACAUUCUAAUCAUUGGGAAAUCUUUGCUAAAAGCGCUAAUCAACUGUUUUGUCCAACUUUGGUUCUUGUCAUAUAUGUGCACGUGUGGUUGCACUCGAGAUUGAAAUUGGAGCGUUUAUUAUUGAGUUACUAAGUUGGAAUCCUAUCAGUAUGUUACAUAAUGAUGAUUACCAAAACUUAUCACUCACAUAAAGCAACACACGUGUCAACAUGUGUUCGUCAAUUUUUUAAGCGGUUUGUCAAAACUGGAUUAGUAAAUAUACAACUACUUUGGCUCAAUAAUGUAAUAUAUUCUCCAGUUGAAACGUGUGGGGACUUGGUUAUGUAGUAAUGUGCGAUAGAUCACUGAGGGAAUAGCAUCUUGUAUACGACAGUUCUGUAUCUGAAGAUAAUCUUUGAUACAAAUUUUGUAAAUGAAGCUGAUUCUCACAAACCACCUUGAUAUGAACACUUUUUUAUUAUCUUAUCAAAUUAUAGUUACAUGGAAGCGAUGUAACGCUUACAAGCCAUAAGCGUAAUAUUAACACACUAAUCCAGUUGUUUGACUUACUACAAUAAAGACAGACUGUCUGACAUAUUACUUUUUAUUGUAAAAGCUCAAACUGAAAAUAGACAUAGAUUCACGGUAACAUUUUUGACAUUUUGCUCAAUUAUCAAAUAGACAUUAUUACAUAUUCAUUAUUUUAGGUUUGAAAUGAAUUGAUAAUGUGUUAGAUAAAUGACUAGCAAUGACAGACAUUUGAUUAAAUGAUAUAUAAGCGUGGAAUUGUCCGUUUCAAGUGUGACAACAAUUUGCUCAUUGUCAGCUUUAACUAAUGAGUUACAUAUCAGAUUGUUUUCUGAUUUGUUUCUAAUUGAUCUAUCUUCGUUUUUCAGAAUUAUAUGGGGACCAAGCCGGGAUACUGCAAUGAAAUCAGUUGUAUGGAAGUCAUGGCCAAAUCUUCGACCUCGAAUUGAUCAUACAAGAGCUGAGACGAAAGUAUUACGUAAUGUAAGAUUUUAUUCUUUGUAACAUGUUAGAAUGAUAAAGAUGUUUAUUUAUAACAUUUCAUUCAUUAUAACUGGUUACUAUAUUACUAGGUAUCAUAUUUAACAUGUUAAAAUGAACAAAAUCUAAACGCUUUUUUCAAGGAAAUCCUACCAAUCCAAUUAUUUGAACAGUUUACAAUGAUAUUGUUAUGGAAAUGUACAUUUCAUUUCAUUUUAUAAUUUACAAUGUUCUUACUCUAUUCAAAAUUAUCAAGGGAGUCAAAUGUAUGAAGUACAAUUGAAUUAUUUAUGAAAGGGAAGUCAACUAGUGUGUCUUUUAUUUUGGAAAAAAUUCUUUUCUAGAUCUAAUGUAGUUGGGAUGUGACAUGUAGGUGUGAAAUUUCACUGAAUCUAAUGCAUAAAUAGGAGAAUUCUCAAAACUUAAUAAAUAAUUCAUAACAUAUAGUUGUUUAUAUUGUUGUUAUUGAAUAGUUCCAAUUUGAUUAUUUCUUCUGAACAGAGUGAAACAUCUAUAGUUUUAGACAACCUUCUUCCGAAUACAUUAUACGUGGUUAGUUUACAAGCUAUGACUGGAGAGCAUUAUAUGCCAAUUAAUGAUGAAAUAUAUAUAAAGUCUAAAACUAAUAAUAAUGUGGAUAAUAUACAGAAAAUAGAUAUGAAAUCAAAUCUCCUCUCUUUUCAAUCAAUGAAUUCAAAAGAAUUAAACGCAUUGAAACCAUCAACACAAUACUUAGGAUCCAGUAAAGAAGUUUAUCUGGUUUUCGAAACUCCUGAAGAUUCAAAUAUACUCAAAGAAAAUGUGAAAUUAAGUGAUUCUUCGAAAGAAUUCCGAAGCACAUUACAAAAUGGUUCAUCAAAUGUACGUCAAACAAUGAACGAGCUAGUCCAUCUUACAGUCUAUCUGGCUUUGAUAAGAGUUGUAUUAAAUUACCGAAUUUUAAAUUUAUGAUCAGUUAUUUAACAAUAAUUUAGAGAUACUACUGUAUAAAUUGCAAACUAUAUCUCCUUUAUUUUCUAUAUAUGUUCUUUGGGGCUUCUUUUGCACUUAUCUAACAGCAUUUCUUUAUAUCACUCACCUAAGUUCGAUGGUUUAUGACUUUUUAUUUGUCAUUUACGUUUGAUAUCAAAAUUGCCGAGUCCUAUAUAUGUUAAAAGAUGAAAAACUAAGGAGAAUACAAGAAAUGUGACAAAAGUUGAUAGAUCGUCCUUAUUAACAAUCUUACAUUUUAAAAUAAGUCAAAUAAUGUGGAUUGUAUUCACUUCCUAGUUGUAUUGUCAUCUAUUGAAUAUGUAUGAUAUUAAUUUGUUGAAGUUUAACCAUGAAUAUAAACUGUACUAAGUCCUCUAUGUGAUAAUUCUUAUCCUUUUAUCCUUUUCUUUUCUAAUGGGAUGUAAAUUAUUCAAUUCAUACAAUGAAGCAAUAAAACUAUUCACUCUUAGCUGUAUAUAUAAAUCUUAAUUCAUUGGUCCACUUUCAAUUUUUUUUCCUACUUUAUCUUACAAAUACAUCUGUGAUAUUGCAUUUAUUCUGUAUAGUUGACUGUGUAUCGGGAUAUUACUAUUAUUAUUAAUAAUAAUGUUAUUAUCCAGUUUGAUAUGACUCCCAAUUCUUUUUGGUCGGUUCUUUCUGGGUAUUUUUUUUGAACAUUUAACAUCCAUUAGAUGUUAAGUUAUGCUUUUCUUAUAUCAAACUCUUUGUACAAAAGUCUUUAGUAAAAUUCAGUUUGAGGUCUAUGCUGAAAAGCAUAAAAAGGCAAUAAUAAAUAUUAAUUACAUCA